Mycotypha africana is the source of this 1457-nucleotide messenger RNA. RefSeq names its product peptidase M24, structural domain-containing protein. Gene Ontology annotation, molecular function: manganese ion binding; metalloaminopeptidase activity. The coding region runs from base 46 to 1410 and encodes 454 amino acids. Lineage: Eukaryota; Fungi; Mucoromycota; Mucoromycetes; Mucorales; Mycotyphaceae. The record is from RefSeq and is a predicted model, not a curated record. The transcript is spliced from 4 exons.
CCCCUCUUUUCUCUUUUUCUGUUUCCUCAGAGUUUAUUCCCCAUCAUGGUUGCACAACAACGUCUCCCUACACGUCAAAACGUUGCCAAGAUCUUGAAGCACUUUGAAGCCAAAGAAGGCCUUAUUUAUUUGAAUGGUCAAGUGUUGGUGGAAAGAGACGAUACAGAUGUCGAGCAACCCUUCAGACAAGAAUCCAACUUUUAUUAUGUCACGGGUGUUGCUGAACCUGACUUUCAUGUGGUGAUUGAUGUGAGCACAAAGAAAGUCACCUUAUAUGCACCACCCAUCGAGCCCGAUCAUGUCAUGUGGAUGGGAUUACCCGACAGCAUGGAGGUGAUGAAGGAAAAGUACGAUGCAGACGCUAUUGCCUACGUCGACCAAAUGAGCCAACAACUCGAGAGGGCUUCCAUUAUCUAUACAUUACCCAUCACAAAGACAGAGGCUUUGAAACAAGACCAUCUCAAAGCCAAGCUGUGUUCUGCUGAACAAAGCAAACAACUCUAUCAAGCUUUUGUGGCUGCUCGUUCUAUCAAAGCCGAUUGGGAGGUCGAUUUGAUUCGAAAAGCCAAUGACAUUUCCUCCAACGCACAUAUCAAGCUCAUGAAGGCUGCUCACAAGGGCGCCAAUGAAGCCCAACUUCAUGCUUUAUUCUUAUACGAGUCUUAUAUGAACGGCGCCUUCUUCCAGGCCUACUAUCCCAUUGUCGGUGUGGGUAAGAACGCGGCCACACUUCAUUAUAAUAAGAACAAUGCCCCUUUGAACGAUGAAAAGGAAAUCGUGUUGGUCGACGCUGGUUGUGAAUACAACUGUUAUGCUUCUGAUAUUACACGUUGUUUCCCUGUCGGUGGCAAGUUCUCCCCUGAAGCACGCACUAUUUAUACCAUUGUUCUCCAGAUGCAAAAGGCUUGUUUCGAAGCUUGUAAGGCGGGUGUAGAGUAUGAAGAAAUUCAUCGCAUUGCUAUGCGUGUUGCUGUGGACGGUUUAUUAGAAUGUGGUAUUCUGAUGGGUGACAAGCAAGAGAUUUUAGACAAUUACGUGGGUGCUGCUUUCUUCCCUCACGGUGUCGGCCACAUGCUUGGUCUCGAUGUGCAUGAUGUCGGUGGCUAUCCUGAAGGUGUGGAUCGUAUUAACGAACCUGGCAUCCGUAAUUUACGUUUGCGCCGCAAAUUGGAAGCUGGUUUCGUUGUCACGAUUGAACCAGGCGUUUACUUUUGUGAUUUCUUGAUCGAUCCUGUGUUGAAUGAUCCCAAGACCGGAAAAUACAUCAACAAGGAAAAGUUGGCCCAAUAUAAGCCUGUCGGUGGUGUUCGUAUUGAAGAUAAUAUCUUGAUUACUGAAGAAGGAUACAUCAAUUUGACUCCUGUUCCCAAAGAAAUUGAUCAAGUGGAAGCUAUCAUGGCUGAAAAAUAAAAAAGGAGGGUCUUUCAUGACGCCUUUUUUUUUUUUUUUGCUUUCUU